AUGGAGGUUGAUCUUUGUUUCGUAGUAGACUGCACCGGCUCUAUGGCGAGUCACAUUGAUGCCACCAAGGAGUGCAUAAUUGCUGUAGAAGAAUAUAUGGGAAAGAUAGAACCAAAAAUUAAAGUUCGUUUUGGCUUCAUCGGUUACCGCGACCAUUGCGACAGCAAACGUUUUGAGUGUUUAAAUUUCACUGAUUCGCACGAAGAAUUUAAAGAUUUCGUGGCGGAAGUUGUAGCUACUGGUGGCGGAGAUACCCCGGAAGACGUUCUGGGUGGCCUUAACGAGGCCAUAACCAUAAUGACCUGGCGCAAUGAAUUUCGUGUCCUUUUACACGUUUGUGACGCCCCACCACAUGGUCUUCGUUUCAAUAACUUGGCAGACACUUAUCCGGAAGGCGACCCGCAUGGCCUAACUGCAGAAGAUGUACUUAAAAAUAUGAAAUCGAAAAAUAUCUGCUACUUUUUUGGAAGGAUCACUAGUCUCACAAAUGAGAUGGUUCGCAUAUUUCAAAGUAUACUCGGGGAGUUUGAUGUAUUUGAUCUUGAGGAAGUAAACGAUAAGCCGGAGCAAUUGACCUUUAAAUUUUUUAAUGCCGCAUGUACUGCUAUCACUACGGCUAUAUCGUUAAGAGAGUAG
This is a messenger RNA of Acaulospora morrowiae, 636 nucleotides long. The record is from the annotation of a GenBank genome assembly. NCBI's taxonomy places the organism in Eukaryota, Fungi, Glomeromycota, Glomeromycetes, Diversisporales, Acaulosporaceae.